Theileria orientalis strain Shintoku is the source of this 7098-nucleotide messenger RNA. RefSeq lists its product as uncharacterized. The record is from RefSeq and is a predicted model, not a curated record. The coding region runs from base 1 to 7098 and encodes 2365 amino acids. The transcript has 17 exons. Lineage: Eukaryota; Apicomplexa; Aconoidasida; Piroplasmida; Theileriidae.
AUGUCAGAGAUAUAUGCAUGGGUUCGAUUAAAAGGUUUAUUUCUGGAACAGGAGCUGGAAAAAAAUAAGACUUAUAAGCCCAAAAGUUAUAAAAUCAAGAGCAAAAUAUAUCCAAUCACUUUGAGACAGUAUUUUGGCGACUUGCAUUGCAAAAGAACAUACUCUGGGUCAUUGUUGAGAUGCAAGAAUAAUAAAACAAAUUGCAAAUGUAUUAAAAAGGCGUUAUCCGGAACAGGAGUUUCUACGGCAUGCCUAUACGGAGAUGAAUUGACAGACUGUAGAGGAGCAAGCUUUGAGAACAGGGAAUACACACUAGAGUCAAUUGAAAUAUUCAAUGAUAAUAAUAUAUGUCGAGCUGAUGAUUCAUGGAAAUAUGAAGAAAGAACAAUAACGGAAGCCAAAAAUAUUAAUCUAAAUGAUAGUAACAUAGACCCUUACAUUGAUAAAAAGGUUAGGUUAGGGGACACCAGGGUUACGAACAUACUGAAUACCUUUAAUGUUAACCCAGUGAGGUACAUUCAUUCUGACCUUUACUACUACAAUAAAACAACAAAGAGGAACAUAAAUGACACACCGGCACAAAAUUUUACUGAUGAAAAAUGCUGGUACUUCAAGACUUUUGAAAAGAGACAUGGAGUGGAUAUCUCAUCGUCGCAAUGCGUAGGAGAGCUGGAGUCAUGUAACUUAAAGGAUGAGUAUAAGCUGUGUAAAUUUGUAAAAACGAGGUACUAUAGAUACAAGAAUGAGGCGUUUGAGAUGAAUUUUGAAGAUUUCAACCUGUCAAACGUAUAUUCGGUCUAUUUAGAGGAAGAAGGUAGGAAAUGUGGACAGGCUGCAAAUGAGCAUCCUGAAAUAGAGAAGGUGAAAUUCCUGCAAGUUACUAUCCUGAAGGAAAUAACGUUGACUCCAAGAAGGGUGUUUCAUUUGGGCCCAUUUGGGCCGUACACCGAAACAAAGAAACUCAAAAUAUGUGCUUGCUCCAGUUACACAAAGACAAACAAAAUAUACUCGUGUGUCAGAAAGAGUGACUAUGACAUAGAAAUCGGAGAAGUGGUAAUAAGAGGUAAAAAAACUGUUAGUUUUCAAGAUUCUGACUCCGGUAAACCUAUAAACGUCAGUGUACAGGAUCAAAUAGCAUUUAUGGUCGAAUCUUGGGUCAUAGAUGAAGAUUGCACAAAACUUUUUGAUCUCUACAAGGUGGAUUGGAAUGAUUAUACAGUUGAAGAUCUCCCGAGUUUAUCGAAGUACUUUGUUAUGGGAGAGAACAGCGAGGAUAAUAGAACAGUAACAUUUAGAGGAGACGUAGCAGGAAAGUUUUGCGUAUGUUUGGUAGGAAAGAAUGAUGCAAUGAUAGAAACGAGUGAACAGGGAUAUAGAGUAAAGGGAGUUAAAAACAACAUUGACGCUAUCGCAUAUAAGGACUCGAAGGGCAAAAGAAUUGUAGAUGGGAUUUUAGUAGAGACAGUAGGAAUUGAAGCAGAAUACAUAGAGUCUAUAUUCGUAGUAGACUCCAAAAAGUCAUGCGAUGGUGAGUCGGUCGGUGAGUGGAGUGGAAGGAAGUAUAGAUAUAAUACACUGAGUGCAUCACACGAACAAAAGUAUCUGAUAUACGACGAGUUUAGAUUUUUAAAAGAGGACGCAGUACUGGAUGAAAAUUUGAUCUGUGUAAAAUACACAAAUUUAGAAGGUAAAUACGCAGUGGGACUACUAUCGGAAAGGGAAUAUAAGGAUUAUAGAAUACACACGCUUAAUAAGCCAGUAGACAUAGACCAAGUGCAACCGGACGAUAUGUACAUAUUCUACGCUACCAAUAAUUUGGAAAAGUUCGAAUCAUGGCGUGAACAGUUUAAGAGGUUAAAUGAGAGGAGGAGAGUUGGUUCCCAUCAAGUAGGAGACUUAAAUUCCAAUGAGGGAUUUGUUGACAAGUACUUUAAAAAGAUGGUACACUUUGAGGUCUACAAGGGCAAAAAUAGAAUAAGCAUGAGUGUUGCAAAUGAGGAGGAAACAUUGUUACUGCCGAUUUACGAUGUGACAAUAGACUCACCCUCAAAGAUGAGGAUGGUAGUAACGUCAAAAAAGGUGUACUGGUACGUUCUGAUGGACUCGAAGAGGUUGCUAGUGAGGUACGACGUGGACAACAUAGUGGAAAGGUAUGAGCUGAGAAGAGACGUAGUAUUCAAUGACAUAAUAUUGUACCACCCAAUGGACUUUGAGGUUCUUCAGCAGGAGGACCUCGUAAAGAUAGUGCUGAUCGACUCCUCGAGUUCGUGCAUAGUGAUGUUGGACUCUGAGCUGAGGCACAUAAAGUCGAUUUGCAACAACAUAGAAAACACGGCUCUUGUGAACCCAUUAUCAAUAACGUGCUCAGCGAGUCAGAAGGGCUCUAAGAUAUUUAAUUGCUUUGUAGUAGAGAACACAACGGACAUGAUAAUAUGGCUGUCAGUGGACAUAGGGAAGGAGGAACUGAGUUACGUGUCUAACUAUCUGACAGGCACAGUGGCAGAUGAUUUGGAUCCACAUUUGGGAUCAAUAUCGUCAGUAGAGUCCUACGUGUACAACGACUCUAAGAUAGAUACAACACUGUUGUUCAUAAUAAGGGAAAAUCCGGAGUUCUGGGCGAUUCUCCUACCUGACGUUGCCACUAAAAAAAUACACUUUGUGACCACGCUGAGUAAUCUUCCAGGAUAUAGUAGAGUUAAAAGGAUAUGUCCAACAUACAAUGGACCUACUGAACACAAAUUGAUGAUAAUAAGGGAGCAUUACAUAAACUACCCUCUGAAAAAAGGAAACGAUAUACAAGACAUAUUUGAAAGAGUGAGAGACGAAGACAAUAUAAAAUGGGUGCUGACAUGGGCUCCCCUAGAGUCAAUACUACAGAUCCCAGACUUCAGCUAUAACAUACCUGAAAACAUAGUGUACAAGGAUUCGCUAAGGUUGGCUCCACAGUUCAUGGAAUAUGAACGUUUCAAAAAGAUGAUAACGUAUCACAUAGGAAACUAUGAGGACCUGAAUGGAUAUGUGAAAAAUACGUUUGCAAUUGAUAGGUUGACUGGAGAGCUGAGCAUAACAGUGAACGAGAUUAAGGUCAGAAGGCUAAAGCUGACCAUAGUAGCAAGUAUCCUGGCAGUUGAGGACAAAAUAGAUUUAGACAUAAAUUUCAGCUGCAGAGAUGGAGAAUACUAUGACGGAAGCUCUUGUCUACAGUGCCCAGUGGGUUAUUACUACUCUGUGUCGAUGAACCCGAGAGAUGGAAGUGAUUGGCCAAAGUGUACCAAGUGUCCAGAAAACAAGAUUACAAGGAGGGAGGGCUCUAGCUCUUUGGAAGAUUGUACUUGUGACAAGGGUUCGACAGUUGUAAUAGACCCUGUAACAUCUUUAGAAAUAUGUGAACCAUGCCCACCAGGAACAUACAAGUCGACGGUGGGUUCAGAACCAUGUAUUGGAUCAUGUUACAAAAACUCUGAAACGAAAGUUAUAGGGAGCAAGAGUGAAGAGGAACGAAGAUGCGAAUGUUUGCCGGGAUACUAUUGGGGAGGACACGAUCAAGGCAUAAACGAAUGCGUUGAAUGUGAAAAGGGGUACUUCUGCCUCGGCGGAUUCAAGUCAAAUAGAAACAAAUGCCCAGAGAACAUGACCUCUCAACCAGGAUCAAACGACCAGGAUAAAUGUGUGUGUAUGAUGGGAUGUGAACCGGUACUAGAGGGAUCUCAAGUUUCACUAAUCCAAAAGGAACAAGGAUUUAGAAGUCAAUCUGAUACAUUAAAAUGUAAACCGUGUCCAAAAAAUAAAUACAAAGAUACAGAAUCAAACGAUAGUUGCACUGAAUGUCCAAUAAACUCAUACACUGGAGAAAAUGGUAGCCAAAAGAAAUCAGACUGCAGUAAAUGUAAUCCUGGAUAUUAUGAAACAGGCCUAGAGGAUGAGCCAUGUAGAAAAUGCAGAGAAAAUAUGUACUGCGUGGGAUCAAACGCUAAGGAAAGAGUAAACAAAAAGUAUGAAGGAAAGAUGGAAAGGUGUCCAGAGAAUUCUAAGAGUACAUACUUUGAUGUGAUAACUCAACAUUGUACGAUAUGUCCUAUUGGCAAAUACUGUAUGGGUGGAAAGGAUGAUCAGAUGAAUCAUAGACAACCAAUGGAUUGUGCAGAUAGUAAUGCUUUAACAAAGACUACUGGUGCAUCAUCGAUAUCAGAGUGUGCUUGUAAGCCAGGAUACUAUAUGGAUAAAGAUUCAAACAACAUAUGUAAGGAGUGUCCAGAAAAUCAUUACAAAUCAUAUGUAUCAAAUGAUUUAUGUACAAAGUGUGAUGAGAAUUCAUCAACAAGUGGGAAGAAGGGUUCCACAUCAAAGGAACAAUGUGUGUGUGAUCCUGGUUAUUAUUUUGACAAUGGAUGUGUAUCAUGUAACUUCAAUGAUAGAUAUUGUCCAGGUGGUGUAAUAGAAAUAAAAGAUAAUAAAGGAGCAAUUAAAAUAGUAACACAAACACCAAUAAAAUGUCCUCCGAAUACUGAGAUUACACCAGGAGUUGAUAAUGCUAGUUCAAUUAAAUUUUGUAAGUGUAAAAAGGGGUACUCAUUUGUAUCUGAAGACGAUGUCAUGAACACGAAGAAAUGUGCUCCAUGUUCACCAGGUACAUACAAAAGCUCAGUCAUGGACUCAAGUUGUAAUGGUCUAUGUACUCAGAAUGCUACCAGUCUGAAUGGUGCAGUGAGUUCUAAUCAAUGUUUCUGUAGAUCCGGUUAUUACUAUCUUGAAGGUGGUGUCUGUAGUAAUAACUCAAAUACUCCUGGUUCAUGUCUCGGUAAUGAUAAAUGUUCAUCUUCUAUGGAACAUUAUUUAUGUAGUGAAUGUAAGAUGGGUUAUACGAACAAUUUUGUUAAAGGAGUUUUGUGUCAACAGUGUCCAAAUAUGUUUAUAAACAUAUCAUUAACAAUGAUUUAUGGACUUGGAUUGUUAUUAAUUAACAUUGUUAUGGCUUGUCUUAAUAUAAGUGCAGGUUUUAAUCGUAGAUCUAUACAUUCGGUUGUUAUUAAGAUUGCGCUGAACUAUGCAAUAUGUACAUCAGUCAUUAAUGUUAUUAAUUUUGCUGAACUUAAAAUACCAAUGGGCCUAAGUAGAAUAACAAAUUCAUUUACAAAAGUAUUUGAUUCAGAAGAUGUUGUUUAUUACACAUCGAUCGAUUGUCUGAUUCGUAAGUUUUUGAAAGUGAACCAUGCUGAUUCACUGUUCUAUGUCACAUUGAAAUAUAAUGACACUAGAACAAAGCUAGCUCUGUUACAACAAGCUGAAAUUCAGGGUAUGCAUAAAAUAUCAGAAAAAUUAAGAGAACAAUAUGAGAACGAAAGAUUGUUAAUGAUAUUCAGAUAUAUUCCACUACCUAAUCAGACAAUAUGGCUCAAGUUUAGAAACUUUAUAGAAGAUAUGAUUCCGAUUUAUGUGACUGUACUUUUCUCAGUACAUGGAAAGAUAACAAGUAGGAUGUUAAGUCUAUUGGAUUGUAGUUACAUUGACCUAGGACGUUCAUUUCCUGGCAAAUAUAUGUUGAGACCUGCAAUGAGUAUUAAAUGUUCAUUAUAUCCAUCCGAUGGUUAUAUCAAAUAUUUAAUAUUAGGUUUGAGUGGACUAGUUAUUUGGGGAUUUGGUAUACCAUUCCUUUCGUUCACUGUGUUAUACACUAAUCGCAAAAACUUAUAUGCUACCAGCAUUAGAAUGAAAUAUGGUUUUUUACACAAUGGAUUCAGACAAGAUUACUGGUAUUGGGAAACUAUUGUUUUUACCAGAAAGUGUUUAGUUCUUGUAAUUGGUAGCAUUGUUAUAGUACCAUCUCAGAACUACAGUGGAUCAAGAAUAUGGAUGGCAUUAGUUGUAGCAAUCAUAUUUUUAAUUGUACAACUAAUAUACAAACCCUUCGACGAAAGAGACUAUUUCGUACUAGGAAGACUUGAGAACCAUAGUAUGAUAGCCUGGACAUUUACACUCAUACUCUUCUCAAUCAUCAUCGAAUCAAAUUUUAGUCCUAUAGUCAACUUUUUUCUUUUUACGGUUAUCGUCAUCCUUAACGUUUUAUUUGUACUGGAGGUUUUAUUUUUCUUUAUAAUCUCUUUCUAUUCUAAUGCAAUAUUUCUGAUCAACGAACACUUUUCUAAAGCCAAUUUCACAUACAUCAAGGCCUCUCACAUCCUCUAUUCAAAUCAGCCAUUUGUAUCAUAUGACCAAACAAAUGAAGUCAUAACACUUAAGCCCAAAACCAAAAGAUUGAGAUUAACCAAAUCUGAUAAGAACCUUACGUAUGACCACUUGAACUAUUUGGUGAACUCAAUCAGUAAUUUAUAUACCAUUGCGGUUCAUGAAAUAAAGCUAGAUGUUAUCCCUUCAAUGCUUAUAGAGUUUUUAAUAAGGUAUUCAAUUUCAAUGGCAAACGUAGAAAACAAAAUAUUGGAAAAGUGUUUGUUUAAUGAGUUCUCAGGGGGGAAUUUGUCUAAACUAAUUGUUCACGUGACUACGGACAACUAUAACAACCUAAACAAAUUUAUUAACCUUAAGAAGUAUAAGAAGGAUAACCCAUCCGAUCAUUACAUAAACGCAAUAGUUAACUCAUUAUUCGAUGACGACAUUUUAAUAAAUGACUUAUUCCUCUCAGACCUGUUCAGGUCGAUUGAGAAGUUGGCCAAUCUAGACAAAAAAGCACUAAGCCUCCUAUAUGCUCUUUUUAAACACUUUAAAUUCUACUUUGAGAGAAAGGAAAGUCAGGAGAUGGAAGAGAAACUUAACAACUUGAAUAAAAUUAAAAGUGAAUUGCAAAUGAGGAGAAUAGAUGGGAGUCAUGGAGAAGAGCUGAAACGUUCAGUUGAUAAACUCAUGGAUGAGGUAAAUGUUCUGAAGGUUAAAAAGGUUGAGUACAUAGAACAACUAAAGGAGCUUGAUGCUAUGGAGUUCAAAUUUAAAAAAGAACACGACAACAUCCUGUUAAACGUUAACAAGGAAGGAGCCAUGAAUGAUAAUAGUGAGAGUAGGUUCGGGGACAUGAUCCAGGACCUGGGAUUUGAAUCGCAUGAGCGCUCGGAGUUCAUUACCGAGGUGAACCCGGAUGACUUUGAAUGA